AUGCGUGGCUCUCGGGCGUGUUCGCCGCGCCUGGAAAGACGCAGAAAUAGACUGUGGCAGCAAACGCAGGCGAACAGCACGGAACCGAGAAACGCGCGCGAAAGGAAACGCAGGGGGAGGGCUCUCGAUCUAGACUUGACCGCGGCCAAUGCAGUGAGGACCGCACUACAAGCCGAGAAGCGGAGGCUUAGGGGGCGAAAGACGAGCGGCCAGACACCAGCAGACGGGAACAAAAUGGACGAGAGCAAAACGUCGCGAAGGAGCAAGGCCUCGACGCGUCAGAGACGGAGGACGCCGACGUCAAGUCUGGCAAAGACAGCAGAGAGCGAGAAACGAAGCCAGACGAUAAAGCUCAACAGAAAGAAGAAAACGAAGACGGAGCUGCCACGCGACGCCAACCCUGCUGCAGUCUUCUGCAAGGCUUCGUUGUGCGGGGCAUUCACCCGCUGCCAGAGGCACCCCACUUAG
Molecule: messenger RNA, 468 nt
Organism: Besnoitia besnoiti
Lineage: Eukaryota; Apicomplexa; Conoidasida; Eucoccidiorida; Sarcocystidae
Exons: 1
Coding region: 1-468 (155 amino acids)
Source: RefSeq, a predicted model, not a curated record